Epinephelus fuscoguttatus (brown-marbled grouper) is the source of this 1547-nucleotide messenger RNA. RefSeq lists its product as uncharacterized. The record is from RefSeq and is a predicted model, not a curated record. NCBI's taxonomy places the organism in Eukaryota, Metazoa, Chordata, Actinopteri, Perciformes, Serranidae. The transcript is spliced from 6 exons. Bases 87 to 1547 code for a protein of 486 amino acids.
UGCUGAUGAUUGGUAUAUUAUUUUGCUAAAAAUACAAAAUUAUUUUGAAUGUCUGUCAAGCCUAUGUGGAAUUUAUAAAACACUGUAUGUUGGUAAACGACUAUGUUAACAGUGGCAUUUGUUGUUUACAGGGACCAGUGGCCACUCGGUUAUUGGAACGUCUGAAAUCAAGGAUUACAGAUGUGUUGAAUCAACCACACUUGAACUUGGACUAUUUACAAUACAUUGUAAAUCAAGAAGCAUUCAUUCUGACAGCUGCCUCCAGUACUUUAAACAUCCCAGCUGAAAUUGUGUCUUGUCUUUUAUCCCUGCAAAGUAAGAUCCACGCAGCUGUUUCCCAAGAGAGUUCCUGUGCUUUUAUUAGAGCUGGAGAAAGAGGCCGACCAAAGUUAAUUUUUUCUGAGGAGCUUCUGUCUCGGCUCAUUGACGUCCCCUUACCAGUGUCUUGCAUCGCCAGUGUGUUGGGUGUCAGCCAGAGCACAAUUUUCAGGCGCAUGCGUGAACUUGGCUUGUCCACGCCGUCCACAUACAGCACCCAAACUGACAGUGAAUUGGAUAAUGCAGUCCAGUCCAUCAAAUGCCGGAUCCCAACUGCAGGAUAUCACAUGGUAAAAGGCUGUCUGCAAGCCGAUGGACAUCAGGUUCAGUGGGAUCGUAUUAAAGAGUCCAUGCAGAGAGUUGAUGCUCCAGGAGUUUUGGAGAGAAUGACACGGCUGGGCUGCUUAGUGAGGAGGAAAUAUUUUGUGCAAGGGCCUUUGUCGUUAGUCCAUAUAGACACCAAUCAUAAGCUCAUACGGUACAACAUCGUCAUAUUUGGCGCUAUAGAUGGGUACUCGAGAAAGAUUUUCUAUCUGGAACCUGCAACAAAUAACCGCUCAAACACUGCUCAUUCAUUUUUUCUGAAGGCAGUGGAAAACUAUGGCUGGCCUUCCAGGGUCAGGGGUGAUGAAGGCGUUGAAAAUGUCUCAAUUGCUGAAACCAUGUUCACUGUGAAAGGCACUGGAAGAGGGAGCUUCAUAGCUGGGCGCAGUGUGCAUAAUCAAAGAAUAGAACGCCUCGAUGUCUGGACCAGCGUGACACACCUUUACUAUGAAGUUCUUCACAGUCUCGAGGAAGAUGGCCAGUUGCAUUUGGAAGAUGUUGUUCAUCUGUUUUGUGCCCACUAUGUCUUCCUUCCACGCCUGGCAGAGGCCCUUCACACCUUCACAGAAGGCUGGGACAACCAUCCUUUACGGUCUGACGGUGGACUCUCCCCAAACCAGCUCUGGGUUUUGGGCCACACGAGGAAACCUUGUGACCUGAAUGAAGAUUUGCAGAACAUGGAGCUAUAUGGAACUGACUGGGAGAUGUUUGAUGCUGUGCAUGAGGAACCAUAUGGAGUUCAAGUCCAGGAAAUUGAGUGCCCUCUGACUCCUGAUAUUAUGGAAAUUGUACAGUCCAUGAUAAAUCCCUUGGCCUCAUCAGAGUCAUUUGGUAGAGACAUUUACAUAACAAUGGUUCAGUGUAUUGAAAGUCUAAUGGCAACACAAGAAAUGCCUGACAUGUAA